AUGCCCAGGGCAAUUGUGGGAGUUCAAGCCGCCCUCUGGUGCUUGGCAGCAGCACACAGCUCCGCUGAAGGAAAUAUUCGCGGAACCUCCCAUAUCAAGUUCCUGGAUGUUGAGUAUUUCAAUCGGAAUGACGUGGACAAUCUGGUCGCACAGCAGAUGGCCCACGAUCUGCAAAAUGCUUCACGUUUGCUGCAUCUUCGCUCCGACUUGGAGCCCAUUUUCCGGACUUUGGCAAAGACUCCGAACGGAGGCUUGAGCCACCAAGCCACCAGAUACGCGCUCUUCCGUUUCUUCCUCAACGAGCGCAGCUGGUUGGUGAAAGGUCUGGAACCAGAAGGCACUUGGAAGACACAGCCCGAGCGGCUUCGUAAAGCCUGGGAGAGCUGGGUACCUUCUUAUCUGCAGCAGCGUUUCGAGCAGGCGAAGCAGAGCGAAGGUGCCUCUUUGGAAGACUUGGUGGAGAUUGCGGCUGUUAUCGAAGAUCUCGUGUUCCAGGAGUCGCAGAAUCAAAUGGCAAAGGUCUUUGAGUCCCUGGACCUGCCGUUGCCACUCGACAUGUAUUUGCUUGUUGUGCUUACAGCCCAGAAUCUUACCUUGGCAGAGCCGGAGAAGAACAGGAAGCGGUUGCAGGUCCUGCAUCGGAAGACGGACCUCUAUGCAACGGCGAUAACAUGGUUGCGGCAUUUGGAAGACAGGAUUCAACAGCGCAUUGGAUUGUACUUGGCAGCCCCAGAUUUGACUCUGGUAGAACAGAUUCUUAAGAAAGAGGAUGGUGGCUACAGCUUCUCUGCCGUCAGCAAAGUUGCAGAGGCUUUUGGGACAGAGUUCCCGAGCUUCAAUGACAAGGAGUGCUCCGACCUCAAGGCGCGGUUUGGGGUAGGGUAUGUCAUGAUUUUCGAAGUGGAGAACACUUCUGUGUCUUUGCUUGGCAUCGGGCAUUGGAGGUUUUCAGAGAGCCCAGAGUACCUUCGCCAUUUGGCCGCACAGAUGUCCUGCGCAGAAAUUGCAGACGGCUACAAUAACUGCAUGCGCACCAGCGGCUUGUAUGCCAUCUGCUGCCGCAGUGUUUGCGGAGAUAUGAUGAGUGCCAUCGAGCAACAGGUGGCGGGCCCCUCAGCGGAUGCCUCCCAGCUAGCUCAGCUUGUGGCGGGCCUUGCGGGCCUAGAUUCCAAGCUGCGACAGCGUCUUGACAGCAUCGCUGCCCAAAGUGGCGGACGAGUACCGCUCCACGGCACUACAAACCCGCAGACUCCAGAUGACUGGACGAAAUCAAAUGGACGGAGCAUCACGGUUUCUCAGGAGCAGCUGGAGAAGCUGGCUCGAGCGUCACGGACACAUGCCCCGCGGACGUUCAUCAAGGCAAUGCUCCCUCUUACUGCCAAUCAGAGGAGGCAGAUUUGCCGUGGAGCAACAGCGAAGAUCGCGGCCUUGGUCUUCCUUUGGCUGGCCAUGGUCUGCGUUAUCCUUGACCUCAUUGACAUUCGCGCUGCUCUAGCUGCCGGCGUCGUCUUCUUGAAGUGGAGGAUCUUGGUGUCGCGAUUUCUACCAUGCCCUGUUGGAAACAAGUCUGCCGACAUGGAGGUCUGA
Molecule: messenger RNA, 1587 nt
Organism: Symbiodinium pilosum
Lineage: Eukaryota; Dinophyceae; Suessiales; Symbiodiniaceae
Source: the annotation of a GenBank genome assembly